AUGUACGAAGGGAUUGACAACCUGAAAUCCCUUUACGACCGUGCCGGGAAGACUUUCUCCGGCGGUCCUUCUGCGGCACAGGAUGUGUCGCGUCGUACUGCUCGACCAGACCCAGUACGUCAACCAUCAAUUGGGAGCGGGGCUCCCAAGAAUCCCAGGACGGGGGAUAGCCGCGCCACCGGACGAGAUAACUCGUCCGACGUCCGUUCACGUCGCGGUGGUUCAACAGCUGCUCUACUAGAUAGCGCUGGCCACCGCGAGAGUCCUCUAAUGGAGGUGGAGGAGGAGGAAAGACGCUCUCCACACGAUCAUGUGGAUCGGUGUGUUCCCGAGAGUUCUUUGAUCGCGUAA
Peronospora matthiolae is the source of this 351-nucleotide messenger RNA. The record is from the annotation of a GenBank genome assembly. Lineage: Eukaryota; Oomycota; Peronosporomycetes; Peronosporales; Peronosporaceae.